GAUCAUGGGAAACAACACUGGAUUCUGAAGCGGAGGGAGUUUCGAAAUAUUUCACGAUUAUCCACGGAAUAACAUAUAAUACGACAGUUAUAUUGACACCGAAUUGUCCAUUUAAUGAAAGCAAUUCCCUGGGACCCUGCAGUCUCGACGAACCCCAACUGGAUGCAUAAUCACAACGAAGAACUGAUGCAGGUUUCGAAACAUGGAGUUGAGGUUGGAGGUAGUGUUGUCAUCCAGCAUCAAACGGAAGAAACCGUGGCCGCGAUUCUGCUGGCUUGGACAGGAGAAGGAGUCGGUGUUUCUGUUAGAUGACAAACGGAUCAGUGAGAUCAACAUGGUGUCUGGUCGCACCAAGAAGAAGACUCCUAAACUCCAUCCUUUGCUCAACAGUGUUGUGACAAUGGCUUCAUCGCACAAUGGUAUGUGGCUUUGUGGACUUUUGGUAUCAGGAGAGCUGUUUCUGUGGAACAGGGAUAAAGAAAUGCUUAAGACUGCUGCGUCUAUCCCAGAAGUAGCUCAGAUCAUUGCAUCUGUUCAAGGGUCUUCGAGGUGGUUGUCUCUCCAGGUGUCAUUGGACGGGAUGCGUGUACUCCUGGUAGCCAUAACUGGGCAAGUGUUCCUGUGGGAGUGUAUGGACGUGAGGGAUUUGACAGGACUGCGAGAUGGCCCAGUCAACGGACGCUGGGCUCACGUACAGCCCCUGGAAGACACCAUUUUACCAUCUUCACGAGACAAAGAAGCAUCCCAACACACCAUCUUUGUUAAGACGGAGGUUAUGGGUGAUGCCUGCUUAUUGGCCUUCGUUUUCACAUCUGGAAAGAAACUUAUAGUCACCUGCAUUAAAAUUCUGUGGAACGAAAGCUAUUUGAGAGUGGGUUCUGUGGGAUACAGCGUGCAGUGGAGCACCAAGAUGUACCCAAUGUCUCAUCUCACCCCACCAUGCCAACCAGUGAAGUCUAGAGGGGCCCUGGUGCCUGCCUUCUCCCCAGAUGGUCAACUGUUAGCCAUCGUCCUGAACCAGAGAAAUCCCAGGGCUACACAAGUCCUCUUUGUGAGCACCCAGAAUUUUGUCACAACAUCAAGUGGCCUUGGAGGUUGUGGAAGUAAGAAAAUGGACAUCCCCUCUAAAUAUAUAAGGUCGUACUGGGUGGGCAGUGUCAGCUGGUCACCCGGAGGCCUUUUUCUGGCCUGUGUUCUGAAGAGAGGUUCCCUACUUAUGUUGGCUCGUCUUGGGGGGCUUCUCACUCUAACAAGCUCUGGUUGCAGUGUUGACUUUGGACCCGCACACUUCCUACCUCUUCACCCUCUGGUUACUUACAGGCCACCAGUGUCUGCAGUGCAAGGGGAAGCCCACCUGUCAAGCUCGAGCAUGUCUGUGCGGGAUGUCCUGAGGCAGCGGUAUUCUGUCACCUGGCAUCCCCGGCUGCUGUAUCUCAUUGUGUCUGACGGCUACAUGGCCACAGUUAUGAGAGUGCUGGACAGGCCUUCUCCUGCCUUGUAUUUGAAAACGCUUCUAAAGAACACGAGCAAAGACCUCGAGAAAGCCAGCCGGAUGCUGGAUAAGUCACAGACUCAUGUGAAGUCUUGGCUGGAGUCAGUGUCUUGCCUGAAUCUGGACACCAGCCUAGAAGAAUCCAACUCAGCUUCUGCAUAUCGACCUAACACCACAGACUCCAUCCUUUCAGCUGCUACAGAGGGAACCACUGUGCCACUUUUCCUGCAGGACCAGCAAACACUGGGUGGCACUAAGGAGCUCCUUGAAAAUGUACAGGCUUUCUUUGAAGAUGAUUCCGAUUUGGACGGACCUCCUACUGGUUCUCAUGUGGAGGACGGCGGCCGUUUGGAGUUUGCCUCAAUGUUUGACACUGUUCAUGCCCUGGACACGCACACUGAUGCUACACCAAUUACAUCCUCAGCCUGGGAAAAAGAUUUUCCCGAGACGGAGAGGAAGACUCCUCUUCACCGUGAACUCGCGAAGAUCCAGAGUAACCUGCUGACAGCCUGGGCUUUUGGGAUGUCUCUUGGAAAAGCCGUGGAGCACAGAACUCGUCUGCUGAGGCAUACGCUCCGCUGCGUGGUGCGAUUUGCUGCUUUGCUCCAUUUGAUCUCCAGCUCUAAGGAAAAGAAUGUCUCGGCUUCUUCUCGCGUCAUUCAUCUCGUCGAAGUACUUCUGUCUUUCCUUCCCUGGGAUGGCACUCACUCAGAUGGGCCCCACUGCUUGGGGUUGUUGGUUGAGUUCAGCGAACGGAUCAUAUGCCUCCUGCUGACCCGUCAUCCUUUCUCCUGCGAGACCAGUCACAAUCAUUUAUCAUCGCAAAGUCUGUCCAGAGUGAUUUUUGUCUUGCAGCUGGUCUCGGAUUCUCUUGACCACACUUACAGCUUGCAACAAAGAACUCUCUGGUCCUCUGCUGCGAAGGACAGUAUCUCCCAGCCAGCUCAGCUCUGGUCUUCGGAUGUAUACCACAUACCUCUGCUACAGGCUGAGAAGGAGCUGAAAUCCAGUUCUGCAUGUCAGGCUCAACCUUUCCCCCAGCGACCAUCCAGCAGAUUGUUGCGAGUGUGGCAGCUGGUGUACGACGUCACCCAACAGUAUAUGGAACGACUAAAUGACUUUAAAGACUAUGAUGGCUGGGAAGAGGAAGAGCAACAGCUAUCUGUCAUCAUGUCCCAGAUCCAGACAGCUCUGCAGGCUACAGGAGAAAGGCUUGAGGAGGGUCCUGCACUGCUGAGCUACCCAGGUGAACAUCUUUUCCUGUGUGGCUCAUACCCAAAAAGCGUAGAUACGUGGCGUUCACAAAUUUGUCAAGAGGUUAAAAAAAGUUGUGAUCGUAGUGUCUUCCAGGAGACUCGACUCUGUCUGGCGCUCCUAUACAGUCUGUUAUCACAGUAUCAUCUGAGACGAGCGCAGGAGUUGGGGGACCACAUGGCACAGCUGAUACUGAACAGGGACGGACAGAAGGAAAAUAUCACCGAAGAUGCUCUUCCUUGCCCGUGGCUGCCAGUGGACCUUCACACCGAUGCAGCCUGUGCAGUUGUUCAGACAUUGGGGAGAUUCAUGGCCUCUUAUUUCACCAACCAACCCCUCUACAUCCUCCCUCCUCAUAAUGUAGCCGUCCUGCCUCCACUACAUCUACCUCAUGCCUCCAGAGUUGGGCGUCUGGUCCCACUGUGUCAGGAGGAAGUGGCUAAAGCAGUUCGACAGCAGCACCUGUCAGAGGUUUGGACAGUGGAAUAUGCCAAAGACCUGCUCCUGAUAGGGGGUCUGCUUCCAGAGACUGUGUGGCUGGCUUAUCAUUUGGGAGACUGGAAGACAGCCGUGUCUCUGAGCCUGGCCUACACAAAUUACUGCACUGACCACUGCGACUUCACCCGGCUCAGGAGGAGAGAGCUUCACCUGCCGACAAAUUUAGAACCGGAAAGCAUUUUUCAGGCCGAGUUGGUGAGCCUUCUUGGUAAUGAGGUGGACUCUCAAGGGUGCAGAAAUGAAGACAGUGACAAGAGCUUUACAGAUCCUUUGGAGGGAGAAGACCGGGACCACUUACAAGUUUCCAUACAGGACAUUCUGAAGGCUUCAGUCAUUGCAGGAGUGAAUGUGAUGUCUUCACCCUUGUCUUCCUUGAUGGAUACAGCUAAAGAACUCUGUUCCUCCCUUCCCGCCUUAGUGCCCACUGCACUGUACCUGCCUUCUCCGCCUCUCUAUUGCCCACAGCCUUCUCCCAACACACAGGACCAGAUAGGAACAGCAGGGCAGUACGCAGAAGUAGCAUGUCGACAUAAAGUGUCUGGGGUUCUUCAGAGAUUGUUGUUACUUCUGAGAUCUGGUCGUUGUUGCCAUCCUGCUGCCCAGUGGUACAUCAGCCGUCUGCGCCGAGCCAGACACAUACUGUACAAGAUCAAGAAGAAGUAUUCCUACCCAUCAGCUCCUCAGGAGGAGAAGGCUUUCCCAGAAGGCCUGAUGAAGUUUAUCGGCCGUAGUGGAUUCUUCAGACGGCGGCCUAAUAAAGACAGUCACCUGGACCCUGACACUAUUCAGACUAUAAUCUGCUUCAGGGAGCUGUGUGCUCUGUGUUGGAUGCUUCACGUCAGAGACCAGCUCUCCAUUUACUGCAGGAAGUAUCAGGCUGCAAGACAGCGUGGUAGAGACGAACAGAACUCUGGUGAUGCAGACGUGAAUGCUGCUUGCACUGAUGCUCUCCACUGGGCCCGUCGUUUCCUGCCCUUCUCUCACUUCCUCAAUGCUGAAGAAAUCCUCCAGGAUAUACUGCUCAGCCUGGUUUCUGAACUCCCCCCUGUGUCUCUGGUGGCAGACACACUAGCGCGAGCCUUCCCAGAAGAGGAAGAGUCUGUCAGAGUCCCUUUGAGAGAAAAGUACAACUCCCUGCUGCAGAGACUCAGGCAAUGCAAUGUCGUUGAUGGGGAGAAAGAAGAGGUGAACGAGCUGAUGAUGAUUCUUAUCCGAGACAAAUUCAGGCAACGGCGGAAACAUCUGGCACGUUUGCAGAGGCACUUGGCCUCUCCUGUGCUCCAUCUGUGGGAGAAAGAAGAGGAGGAGGAGGACAGGGGAAGCAAACAUGGGAUGGAUGUGUUAAAGCAGCUGUCGCUGGGCACAAGUAUGAGCACCAGCACCUUAACUGACUUUGGGUUCCCCCCGGUGUGCAGUGAUGGAGACACAGCGGAAAACACAUCUGAGGCUAUCACUCCCGAACAGCAUUGCAAGGCCACAACCAGGGACAAGGGAGCAAAAAGAGUAAGAGAAAAAGGACGUGCAAAGAAGACUGCUGUCAAGAUUGAAAGUGUCAUUCAAGAGGAGGAUCACCGUGGCGAUGAGCAGUCCCCCCUGCCUGUGGUUGGCGCCUGGGAGUUUGAGCUGGAAGAUGAGGAGUAUCUAAAUUUCCUGGAGCUCUUUCUCAGCUACGUGUUAGAGAAGGACAGUACUGAUGGAGGGGACUCCAGCAGCGAAGUUCCUUUGCUGAAGGAUUUCUGCUCUGAGCUGAGGGAGAGAGAGCUGCAUUCUCUUACCUUCGAUGUGCUCACCACCAUACAUCGCCGCCAAAGAGACGGGCACCAUCCAGCGAGAAAGCACUUGGGCAAUGACCCUCCAGUUUUCAGAGCAGGCUCCUGUUACAAACCUGUGAACGGAGGUGCAGCAAAUGAGGUGCAAAGUGACGAUCCCGUAUCCAGGACUAGCCUUUUUGCCAGUUCACAUCCUGGAUACAGAUCUGGGAAGCAAAAAGGGUUGUUUGGCCUCCGACAGCAAAGCAGCGUGCCUUUAGACCAAAGAGCUCCUGAAACUAACCUUAUUCAAAGUGCCUUUGCCAAGCCAUCAGAGAGCGUCGUGUUCGGCUCAUCAGUGUCUGCGGAAGCUGUGAUUGACUUGCAACAAGGCUUGGAUCCUAAACUGGAGGCCGAGUUUCCCAAACUGGGCAGGAUGCUGGAGUGGAUGGUGCGAUGGGCUGAUAGAAGGGUGCUAUUGGGGCAUCAUGGUAAAAAGAAGAAAGAUAAAGGAGUUGGGGCGACAGCUGACGAAGGAGUGGUGAUUCGCGUCAAAGCCUCAGCGCCCGCCGUCCUCACUUCCCUCAGUUUGCUUGAGCGCAGGUACACAUCUUUACUCGGGACGGACCGCUACACCGCUCACAUCCAAAUUCCAGAAAUCCAGUGGACUGUAGCCCCUGUUGUAGCCCCCGUUGUAGCCCCUGUGCUGCAACCCGUUGUAGCCCCCGUUGUAGCCCCUGUGCUGCAACCUGUUGUAUCCCCUGUGCUGCAACCUGAGGCGGAUAAGAGGGUGGACAGAGAGAGCAGUGUUGAUACAGGCUACCCUGGAUCAGCCAACACUCCCAUCGCUGGCCUCGAUUACAAUAUACACCAAGAAGAACUGUCCAUCCGCUCUCAUACAGAUGAACCGGAGGAGCUGACGCUUCACGGGACACCUCCCUCUACUGACCAGCACCUCCUGAGCUUUGACGCUCAGCAGAACCAGUCCGUUUCUCCACAGCCAAUACUCGACCACUUAGACGUUGCACCUGAAAAAGAAGACACGCAAAGUGACCGUGAGGCGUCGGAAGCGUCAUCGUCUGGUUCAAGUGGAAACAUCAGCACGCCUGAAAUGAGUUUAAAGCUGGCAGACCUGGACUGCUCAGAUAAAGCUGAAGAUGUGCCCAGCUCGUCCUCUCUCCACCAUAGUCCUACACAACCAGAACCCCUCGCUGCUCCCGCUGCCCAGCCUGAAGGAACAGCUCAUGCAGAACUUUCUGACUCAGCUAGCCCGUUGCUCCCCAACACAGCUGUAAGAUCUGAAAGCCUUCAGCCUCAAAGCUCCACAGCUGGUGCACCUGCUGGAGAUUCUACAGCUCCCAGUCAGCCAUCAACAUUAGAGCCCCAACCAAUAAGGCAGCGUCUAGGUGAAGACUUAUUCAGACUGGUUCAGAAUAUCAACUAUGUGAGUCUGAUGGAGGUUUUGGGAGCCUCAUUCUCCAGCCUGCAACUUGCCCAGCAGAACGCCUCUGCUUUGGCACAGUCUGACAUGAACUCCUUACAAGCUAAUGCGCCACCAUCUUUUACGGCCCAAUCCGUCCCUCAAUCAAAUGCCAUACCCGUUCAAACCACUAUCUCUGCAGCACCUCAAACUCAGGGAUGUGUGCCAAAUUCCAGAUUCAACAGCCCCCUGCACAAUCCCAUGGCCUCAUGCGUGUUUGCAGACCGGCCUGUCAUGCAGAGCACGGCGAGAACCUCGUCAGCAGCCGACCAGUAUCACACCAACAGGAGUCUCCCCCCGUAUGCCAAUGGUGCACGUAUAAAUUAUCAGGAAAUACAGCCACUCGCUGUCCAGGCGGAUUCACCAGACAUGCAUCUGAGGGAGGGCAGGAGAUUAAUCCCAUCCUCUCAGGGACUCCUGGCCACCACUGAUACCAACCAUGCUAUUCCCGGUGCUCCUGUGUUAGUGCCUUCUAAUACUAGCGUACAAAAUGACUCCACUCCCCAGGUCACGGGACUGAAGUUACUUCAGCUUCACCAGCCUUCGUUGCCACCACAGAACAUCCAGCACUAUCCACCAGCACAACGGUCCCAAACACCACACGCUACCAACCCCGUAACUCUGGAGUCUUGUCAGUACAGAUCGUCAUGUGGGGAAAAAAUAAACGGGUCUUCAAUUCCUAAAAGACAACUCAGUUUUAAUCCUCCAAAAGAUUCAUUUUCCAGGAACUCCCAGCCCCUGAUUUGGCCAUCAGAGCAAUCCAGAGGUCAAGAGUUCUCGCUACUUCCUCCUGUUUUGCCAGCUCACACCCCGGCACCAAUGCCAGGCCUUCGCUUGUUGCACUUUCAGCCUGUUCCACAAAGCACCAUCGCCUUCCCCAAACUACCUCUACAAUCUUCCUCCAGAUCGCCUACUGUCAUUUUAGUUCCAAUGAGAGAAACGCCCGUGAUCAGGCUUCUACAUAUCGAGUCAGAACCAAAAAAGGUGAUGCCCCUGGCGUCUCCUUCGGCCCCAAAGGCUCGUCUCUUCUCCAUGGAAGAGUUGACGAGUUCAGUGAUGGGGCAGCAAAACGCUGAAGAGGCUCAGCUGCGGUUACUUAGAGUGAACCCAUCCGAUGACAGCACGGGAAAGGCUGCCACUUCUUCCAUGGCUAACUCCAACACAAGGCAGAAGAGGAGAAAAGAGAAGGCGAGAAAAGCGGAGGUCACGUUCAGACCAAACCAGUCUAUCAUCUCUACACAAGAGCCAGCAGACGUGCCUGCAAGUGAAGAUCCCGUGGUUGUUGAGGAGAUCACACGUGGACGUGAUAUUACAGUCCCACGAUCCUUUGACUCUUUGCUGACUGGCCAGAGGUUGUUGGACGAGGUCGCAUCCACUUCAGCUGAGCUCCACGCCUUUGCUGCCACAUCUAAACGGCCCCCUGAGCGCCACGACGCUUCCACCAACACAGACCCCACUUCUUCUCCUGUGCCUGUGAAUAAAUCUGUUUCCGUCCAGGCGUCCACGACGGCCAGUAGCCCUAAAUACGGUGUUCAAGACACGGAGCAGACACCAAGGGAACCAGAAAAGAUUUUGUAUCCGGGCGGUCGCCGGUUCAUAAGUGUCUUAGAUCUAGAAGGCACGGUGCAGCCCAGUCCAGGAGCCCGGGAUGUUCCUCCUCUCGUACGCCCUUCUUCACCUACAUCUGCUGAGCUUCACGUUAUGGCAACAUCUGUUAUCAGGGGUGCUGCUGCUGCUGCUCCUGAUGAUCCACGCCCCUCAGUCACAGUUCCAGUGUAUCCCCCGAAACCCACCACUCACACAGAUAUCUCUGAGGAAUCUCCUUCAUCCAGCCACAUUGGGCCCAGUAGGGUUUCAGAGAGAAUCAGCCCACACGAUAGUAUGGUAGUCGACCCAUCCGACUCUGAGAUCUGCAAGGCCAUCAGGAGCCAGAGCGCUGCACCUCACAGAGCCCGAUCCCCACCUCCUACAGCCUGGUUCUCUUCUCACCUGUCAGAGCUGGAUUCCCAGUUGGCUGCUCUACAGAACAUUGCAGAUCACCUGGAGAAGGACUUCUCAAACUCUAGGAUGCUGGUGAACACUAUUGAAAAGUUUGCCACAGGUGUGGCUCCUGAUGCGUUAACUACUGCAGCAGUAAAGAAAACUGUCAGACUCGCUGUCCCACAAAAAGCAUGGGCACCAAGACCCGAUCCCGAUCUUUUCACUGCACGUGAUGUCUAUGAAGAAGAAAAUCAUGAAGAAGAAUAUCUGCUUCAUAACAACUCCUACAAUUCAGGGAGAAAGACACCUUCUCGUUAUGCUACUUCACCUUACAGUCACAGAGCUGCUCCUUCCUACCUUCACACCCCACCAGGAAUAAAAGAUCAGUUCACAGGAGCACAUGACAUAUCUCACGUAUGGUCAGAUGAGAAUCUGGGUCAAACUGGGCUAUCCGAUACGGCAGAAAUCCUAGACGAGUUGAUAAAGGAGGGCUAUUUAUCUCCAUCCGACUUGGACGAUUCCACUUCUCUGACUGCACACCAUAGCAGCAGGCCAGAGCCUCCGCAAAGUGGCUGGAUGUCCCAGAAACGUGUCCUUCCUGAGGACGAGAGGAGGGAGCUGAGGAUCUGGAUGAGGAGGAAACAGAGGGAGAGACUGGCCGCUUAUCAAAAACAGAGAGAAAGCCUGAGAGAGAAGGAGCGCAAACCUUUCCCCACCUCUCGAACUGCAAAAUCAACAAACAGAAGUGGAGCGCCCCUUUCGAGAACCAAGGACGCAAAUGAAAAGACCACACUUCUGGAGCAAUACAACCAGAGGACCCGUGAGGCUUACUCUCUGGCCACUGACUUUCUCACCUCUCGUGCAACUGCUUCUCAGACUGAAGGUCUUCCAUUGUCCAUGGCCGCACGGCCUUUCUCCGCUCCACCCGCUGGCAGCACUCACAGAGCAAACAGUGUUUCAGACAGUGACAAAAGAAGUCUGAAGCCCCAGUCAGGACAAACUCCAGUCCACCUUCGUCCACAGUCCGUGGGAGUGCAGGGAUGGCCUUCAGAAGAUCAACGCCGGAGACUGGGACUACAUAGACCAGUGACCUUUUUGCCAAAGGACCGCCUGUCUCAGGUGACCAGACGUGGCAUGCUCACCUACACUAAGAACCACAAUAAACCACACACAGCCGUCCAGAGGGAGGAACAGCAUGUUGGAUAUCAGAGAAGUAUGGGACAGAACCAGAGUUUCUCAGGAAGGACUGCUGCAGGAAAGGGUAUCCUGAGGGAGCCUUCAAAGGUGGAAGAUAGAGAAGAAGCAGAGCGUUCAGACUCUGAUAGGCUGCAGGGCCUAGAAGAGUCUGAGUCUAACAGGGUUUUGGCGGAGCUUUUGGAUGAGCACGACGAUGGUGCUGCGGCUGGUUUUUCAGGGAUGGAGUGGUUGGAAAAUCUCUCUGGCAGCGAAGGCAGCAGCCUCAGCAAAAUAGACUGGGCUGCUAUUGAGAGAAUGGUGGCUGAAGAAGACGUCUGAGCAUGAAUGACUCAAGGAAAGAAAGAACAGUGCCAUGUCGACACUUAAAACAAAUGGUAUAUUGUUUGAAAUCAAAUAUAUCAAAAACUGUGCCUAUUAGAUGUACUGUAUAUCACAUAUACUAAACUCUGAUAAUAGAAAUUAUAAAAUUUAUAGAGUCAGCUAUUCUGCAGUGAUAUUAAAUAUCAUACAAAUAUAUUUAUUGUUGUGAAGUCUUUGUCGUGAUAAUGUAGGUUUGUGCCACUUGUGUGUAAAGUUUUCCACAUUUAUACUUAUUAUAUUACUGUAUAUUUUUGUACUUUGUUGAUUUACCGAACAGCUAAAUAUCUCAGCGAUAUUUCCCUCACUUUUUCCUCUCAUUGUUUGUAUUUACAAUCCAGGUGGUAGCUCUCUUGAAGUUUUCACUACACAUCACACAUUCAUGUACUGAUUUCAUUUUGGCAGGAUACUUUGAGCUUUUUCAGAUGCCUUUGUACUUUUGUACGAUUGUCUUUUUCCACCACUGUUACACCCAGAGUUUUUUUCAUUUAGAUAAAGUUAUUGAACUGUUUACUUUUAGCACUUUUAACGUUUACCUUGGUAUGAACCAACAAGUUCACACUGUACUUGCUGUUGAAAUAAAUAAUAAAGUAUCUCUUGUGUUUAUGGUA
Molecule: messenger RNA, 10617 nt
Organism: Mugil cephalus (flathead mullet)
Lineage: Eukaryota; Metazoa; Chordata; Actinopteri; Mugiliformes; Mugilidae
Gene: cplane1
Product: ciliogenesis and planar polarity effector 1
Exons: 50
Coding region: 203-9967 (3254 amino acids)
Biological process (GO): cilium assembly
Cellular component (GO): ciliary transition zone
Molecular function (GO): protein binding
Source: RefSeq, a predicted model, not a curated record